GGUCUACUUGUCUGGGAGAACACACCCCUCACAUUCUUUAUGUGGUGACACAUUUGAAUUUCAGAUCACAGAGACAGACCAGUACCGCAGCUGUGAAGAGAAGAGUGACCAUGGCUGAUUACAAGCUGAAGGUGACGACAGGUGAUAUGCAGCAUGCUGGGACACUGGACCACAUAUACAUCAUCUUAUUUGGAACAGAAGGGCAGAGUGAACGCACUAAGCUGGACAACCCUGGCAUCGACUUUAAAACUGGGACGACAAGGACCUACACCAUAAAAAGCAGCUUGUCUCUGGGGAAACUUCUGCUGGUCAAAGUGGAAAAAGAUCCAUUUUUAGUUGUCCCAGAAGAUGAGUGGUACUGCACCAAAAUAGAGGUAACAACUCCAGAGGGAGAGGACGUCGUUUUCCCCUGUUACAGAUGGAUCUCCAGGGGAGAGAUGGUGGAGCUCAGAGGAGGCAAAGCUAUGAAGGUUUUUGAAGAAGAACACGUCCUGAUGAUUGAACACCGGAAAAAAGAGCUAAACCUUAGAAAGAGCUUGUACCAAUGGGCGAUCACUGAUGACAAGCUGCCACAAAACAGUCACUUCCAAGAUAUAUCUGAGCUCCCAGCUGAACUACGUUUCUCUGCUUCCAGAUCACAUGAAAUACAUCGUAUUAAAAGAAAAACUGGUGCUGAACUGAUGUUCAAAGGUCUGGCUGGAUCUAAUAAAGAGUGGAAAGACAUCACGGACAUGAAGAAAAUUUUUGGGUCCAAAAAGACCACAAUGUCAGAGUAUGUUUCAGAGCACUGGAAGGAGGAUGAGUUUUUUGGGUUCCAGUUUCUGAAUGCAACAAACCCCAAUGUGAUCAAGCGCUGCUCAGAACUUCCCCCAAACUUCCCGAUCACAGAAGAGAUGGUGAAGCCUUUCUUGAAAAACGGGAGCUCUCUGAAGAUGGAAAUGGAGGUGGGAAUGAACAGUGAUUCAGGAUGGCAGAAAGGCCAUAUAUUCUUGUGUGACCAGAAGAUAAUGGAUGGAAUACCAACAAGGGUGAAAGAUGGAAAUCCUCUACAUAUGACUGCUGGUUUAUGCUUGUUCUACGUUAACCCUGAGAAGAAACUGAUCCCUCUAGCCAUACAGUUGCAGCAAAACCCAUCUGAGCAGAACCCCAUCUUUCUGCCCAGUGACACAGAGACAGACUGGCUGUUGGCUAAGCUGUUUUUUAAAAGUGCAGAUCUGUUGGAAUGUCAGGCAGUCCAUCACUUGAUGAACACUCACCAUCUGGCUGAGGUCUUUGCUGUUGCUGCUCUUCGCUGUUUCCCUGUGAUUCAUCCCCUCUACAAGUUGCUGAUACCACACUUCCGUUACACCCUGCACAUAAACAUAAUGGCCCGCAAAAAUCUUCUUGGAUCAGAUAUGACUUUGAGUGAGGGUUCGUUUGAGGAAGAGGGGCUGACAGAGCUCAUGAGAAGGGCUCUGUCUGAACUGACCUACAGCUCCCUCUGUCUGCCAGAAAAUAUCACUGCAAGAGGACUGGAGACAAUUCCCAACUUCUACUAUAGAGAUGAUGGUCUGAAGCUGUGGAACUUCAUCAACAGCUUUGUGAGGAGUAUGGUGGAGCUCUACUAUCCCUCAGACAGCGACGUGUGUAAAGACACCGAGCUACAGGAAUGGAUUGAUGAGAUAUUCACACACGGCUUCCUGAGGAACAAACUUUCAGGGUUUCCAGCAUGCUUCAAUACUGUGCAGGAAGUUGUCAAAUUCAUCACCAUGGUGAUCUUCACAGUGUCUGUACAACAUGCUGCUGUCAGUAACGGACAGUUUGACUACCACUCUUGGAUGCCUAAUGGCUCUAUCAUGAUGCGCAAACCACCUCCAGCCACUAAAGGACAGUCAAGCAUGAAAACACUUCUGGAGGUCCUCCCAAAUGUUGGAGACACAGUCAAGUUUGCAACGAUGACUUGGAUGCUGUCAACAAAGUACACUGACAUGGUUCCCCUGGGGACAUACCCUGAAGAACUAUUUGAUGAGCCUGUCCCCAAGCAGAUGAUUAAGGAAUUUAAAGCUGAGUUGUUCUACUUGAGUGAAGAAAUUGCAGCAAGAAACUCUAAACUUGAAGUACCCUACCCAUAUCUGGACCCUGCUCAAAUAGAGAACAGUGUAACUAUUUAGGAAGGACAGAGAAACCUGGCAGGUGCAUGUAUGGCAUGUUCUGCCAGGACUGUUGGAUGUCAUGGUGAUGCUGGGCUGCGGUGUGGUAACACUGUGGAUCUUCUGUAUCUGCUUCUGCUUGCAUUAUUGCAGUGUAUCAGAAAUGCAUAAAAUCUAUAAACAGGCUGUGCAUGCAUUUUAUAUUUGGAUGGGAACUUUCUGUCUAAGGUAAAACCAAAUAGAAAGAGUCUUAAACUGGCAUCUUACUGACAGUCAUUCAACUCUGUAACCAGUCUUACUUCUCCCACCCUAAAUAUUUAGUCAAUUCUUUUCUCCUCACAAGUCAUUUUGCUGCCACUUUUUACAGUCAGUGUGCUGAUGGGUCCUCUGAGAAGAAUUCCAUAACCGAAUAUCAGUUUUCCUUUUCCAUUCCCCUCUUUUUGCCUGGACUUUUUAUUUAAACUCUAUGAAUCAUUGCAAUUAAAAAAAAUCUAGUAAGUGCUCCCACCAUCUGCCUUUUCUUUCAUGUGAAGAAAGUUUUCAGUUGCCAGGAUUUGAAACCACCAUAUAACUUUAUCAUCACACCUCACUGUUAACAGUGACUUAACAUGCAGAAACCAUUCUUCAUUUAGAGGAAUGUAAUUGAAAAUAUGCACUCAGUCCCUUUUAUUAAUGUGUUAACUGCUCAGUCAUUUCAAUCUACUGAAUGAAAACAAAUUCAGGACUUCUGUUCCAUAAGUUUCCACUGACUUGACUUUAUUUGAAACAGCCUCACUGUAUCUCAGUUCAAGGGAUUUAUUUGAAAAGAACUUGAUGAGGAAGUUCAUUAAUCUGAAUCAGGUGUGUUUUAGUAGAAACGUGUCUAAGACAUGCAGGGCAGCUGGACUUGAGGCCAUGGAUUGAGAAACAUUGCUUUAGCCACAAUGGUUCUGCAUGUUUUAUAGCUUUUUUUUUUUUUUUUUUGAAAAUGAAAACUGUUCUGAUCAGUGUAAUUAGCAGACUUGUGCAGAGCUUGUCUGAAUCAGGUGUGUUGCAGCGGGGAAACUUCUAAAACCUCUUAGGUUCUUCCCUGUUGGUGUUUUUAUGCUGACAACUUUGGCACUUUUGUUACUUGGUAUUGUAUUCUUUUUUUUUUAUCUUUUUCUUUUUCUAAAUCAGUGUCUUUUUGACAGGUUUCUAGUAACAAACUGCCUAAUUAGCUUAGUUGCUAAGGUGUCUCUUGUGUAGACAAACUUUUUCAUUCUUGGAUGAUUCAUAGAUCAGUUUUAAAUGGUUUAAUAAUCAUGAUCUUAAAAAAUGGUUCAGUAUGCACAGGACAGACGGUGAAUGUAAAAAUUUAAAUAAAAUCGAUUAUUUAAAAGACCAUCAAAAUACUGGAAAACUAUUGCUUAAGAUCACUUUAAGAUAUCACAAAAA
Molecule: messenger RNA, 3545 nt
Organism: Melanotaenia boesemani (Boeseman's rainbowfish)
Lineage: Eukaryota; Metazoa; Chordata; Actinopteri; Atheriniformes; Melanotaeniidae
Product: hydroperoxide isomerase ALOXE3-like
Exons: 15
Coding region: 111-2150 (679 amino acids)
Biological process (GO): linoleic acid metabolic process; lipid oxidation
Molecular function (GO): iron ion binding; protein binding; oxidoreductase activity, acting on single donors with incorporation of molecular oxygen, incorporation of two atoms of oxygen
Source: RefSeq, a predicted model, not a curated record